AUGGUAAUUCACAGUGCUUUUCCAGGCGAUAAGUCGACAGCAUCAAGGACCACACCGCCAGUAGAAGAUCUGCAGGAAGCAGUGUCCCCUGCACACCUUGCCCCCUGCACACCUUGCCCCCUGCACACCUUGCCCCCUGCACACCCUGCACACAGUUCCCCCUGCACACUCUGCCCCCUUCACACCCUGCCCCCUGCACACCCUGCCCCCUGCACACCCUUCCCCCUUCACAACCUGCCCCCUGCACACAGUGCCCCCUGCACACCUUGCCCCAUGCACACCUUGCCCCAUGCACACCCUGCACACAGUGCCCCCUGCACACCCUGCCCACCCUUCCCACUGCACACCUUGCCCCCUGCACACCUUGCCCCCUGCACACAGUGCCCCCUGCACAACCUGCCCCCUGCACACCCUUCCCCCUUCACACCCUGCUCCCUGCACACCCUGCCCCCUGCAAACCCUGCCCCCUGCACACCCUUCCCCCUUCACACCCUGUCCCCUGCACACCCUGCCCCCUUCACACCCUUCCCCCUGCACACCCUUCCCCCUUCACACCCUGUCCCCUGCACACCCUUCCCCCUGCACACCCUGCCCCCUUCACACCCUUCCCCCUGCACACCCUUCCCCCUUCCCACCCUGUCCCCUGCACACCCUUCCCCCUGCACACACUGCACACGCUGCACACCCUGCACACCCUGUCCCCUGCACACCCUGUCCCCUGCACACCCUUCCCCCUGCAAAUCAUUCCCCCUGCACACCCUUCCCCCUUCACACCGUGCCCCCUUCACACCUUGCCCCAUGCACACCUUGCCCCAUGCACACCCUGCACACCCUGCCCCCUGCACACCCUACCCACCCUUCCCCCUGCCCACCCUUCCCCCUGCACACCAUUCCCCCUGCACACACACACCCCUGCACACUCUGUCCCCUGCACACCCUGCCCCCUGCACACCCUUCCCCCUUCACACCCUGUCCCCUGCACACCCUUCCCCCUGCACACCCUGCCCCCUGCACACUAUUCCCCCUUCACACCCUGUCCCCUGCACACCCUGUCCCCUGCACCCCCUGUACACCUUGCCCCCUUCACACCCUUCCCCCUGCACACCUUGCCCCCUUCACACCCUGCCCCCUGCACACCCUGCCCCCUGCACACAAUUCCCCCUUCACACCCUGUCCCCUGCACCCCCCGCACACCCUGCCCCCUGCACCCCCUGUACACCUUGCCCCCUUCACACCCUUCCCCCUGCACACCUUGCCCCCUUCACACCCUGCCCCCUGCACACCCUUCCCCCUGCACACCCUUCCCCCUUCACACCCUGUCCCCUGCACACCCUUCCCCCUGCACACCCUGCCCCCUGCACACCCUGUCCCCUGCACCCCCUGCACACCUUUCCCCCUGCACACCUUGCCCCCUUCACACCCUGCCCCCUUCACACCCUGUCCCCUGCACACCUUGCCCCCUUAACACCCUGCCCCCUUCACACCCUGUCCCCUGCACACCCUGUCCCCUGCAUCCCCCGCACACCCUGCCCCCCGCACACCCUGCCCCCUGCACACCCUUCCCCCUGCACACCCUUCCCCCUUCACCCCCUUCCUCCUGCAUACCCUGCCCCCUGCACACCCUUCCCCCUUCACACCCUUCCCUCUGCACACCCUGCCCCCUGCAAACCCUGCCCCCUGCACACCCUUCCCCCUGCACACCCUUUCCCCUGCACACCCUGUCCCCUUCACACCCUGUCCCCUGCACACCUUGCCCCCUUCACACCCUUCCCCCUGCACACCUUGCCCCCUUCACACCCUGCCCCCUUCACACCCUUCCCCCUGCACACCCUUCCCCCUGCACACCCUUCCCCCUGCAAACCUUGCCCCCUUCACACCCUUCCCCCUGCACACCUUGCCCCUGCACACCUUGCCCCCUGCACACCCUGUCCCCUGCACACCCUUCCCCCUGCACAUCCUUCCCCCUGCACACCCUUCCCCCUUCACACCCUGCCCCCUGCACACCCUGCCCCCUGCACACCCUUCCAAAUGCACACAUUGCCCCCUGCACACCCUGCACACAGUGCCCCCUGCACAACCUGCCCCCUGCACACCCUUCCCCCGCACACCCUGCCCCAUGCACACCCUUCCCCCUUCACACCCUGCCCCCUGCACACAGUGCCCCCUGCACACCUUGCCCCAUGCACACCUUGCCCCAUGCACACCCUGCACACAGUGCCCCCUGCACACCCUGCCCACCCUUCCCCCUGCACACCCUUCCCCCUGCACACCUUGCCCCCUGCACACCCUUCCCCCUGCACACCUUGCCCCCUGCACACCCUUCCCCCGUACACCCUGCCCCCUGCACACCCUUCCCCCUUCACACCCUGCUCCUUACACACACUUCCCCCUUCACACCCUGGCCCCUGCACACCCUGCCCCCUGCAAACCCUGCCCCCUGCAAACCCUGCCCCCUGCACACCCUUCCCCCUUCACACCCUGUCCCCUUCACACCCUGUCCCCUGCACACCUUGCCCCCUUCACACCCUUUCCUCUGCACACCCUUCCCCCUUCACACCCUGCCCCCUGCACACCCUGUCUCCUGCACACCCUUCCCCCUGCACACCCUUCCCCCUGCACACCCUGCCCCCUGCACACCCUGCCCCCUGCAAACCCUGCCCCCUGCACACCCUUCCCCCUGCACACCCUUUCCCUUGCACACCCUUCCCCCUUCACACCCUGUCCCCUGCACACCUUGCCCAUUUCACACCCUUCCCCCUGCACACCUUGCCCCCUGCACACCCUUCCCCCUGCACACCCUUCCCCCUGCACACCCUGUCCCCUGCACACCCUUCCCCCUGCACACAGUGCCCCCUGCACCUUCUGCACACCCUUCCCCCUGCACACCCUUACCCCUUCACACCCUGCCCCCUGCAUACCCUGCCCCCUGCACACCCUGAACACCCUUCCCCCUGCACACCUUGCACACCCCUUCCCCCUGCACACAAUCCCUGCAGCUCCUUCUGCAUUCCAUCUAUUUGUUAA
This is a messenger RNA of Cyclopterus lumpus (lumpfish), 3024 nucleotides long. Its product is annotated as proline-rich extensin-like protein EPR1. The transcript is spliced from 3 exons. Bases 1 to 3024 code for a protein of 1007 amino acids. The record is from RefSeq and is a predicted model, not a curated record. Lineage: Eukaryota; Metazoa; Chordata; Actinopteri; Perciformes; Cyclopteridae.